Messenger RNA from Kockovaella imperatae, 2008 nucleotides. RefSeq lists its product as hypothetical. NCBI's taxonomy places the organism in Eukaryota, Fungi, Basidiomycota, Tremellomycetes, Tremellales, Cuniculitremaceae. The coding region runs from base 167 to 1669 and encodes 500 amino acids. The transcript is spliced from 4 exons. The record is from RefSeq and is a predicted model, not a curated record.
CUCGUUCUCUCCCCUUCAUACAACAUUCUCAAAUCGCAUAGAUACAGAGGUCGAGAAGGCUGUGGUAGCCUCUAACAGCAGUGGAUAUCACCCUAUAGAUACCCUGGACAUUCUCAUCCCCUGUGACCCCCUGCUCACCCUCCUUCCGCCUGUUCAUCCUCUCACAAUGUCCCCUCGGACCCGGGGGCGCGACCUUCCAUCCAGCAAUCCUCCUCCAGCUUCUUCUGCCCCUGAUUCAGCUCCUGCUACCGAUGAACCUGAGUCAAAUUCAGCUGCUCAGCCCACAUAUGCUGAGAAGGCUGCGGCCGGCGCAAACACUUCGAAUGGAUUAAAGAACGAGAAAGACAAUACAACUGUCGAUCCAAUGAUUGAUCCGGAACUUGCUGCCUUGCCUGCUCCUCCCCAUCCCCGUCCUACUUCCCCUUCCAACGCCAACAAUACCUCAUCUGGAUCCAAUACAGAUAGGAGAGCUAAUGGAUCGUCAGCUCCUGGUCCAGGAGACCAAAUGAGCAUCACACAAUCAAUCGCGUCGGCUCCGGAUCCAAGGCCAGCAGAUUUUUCAAUGAAUCAAUUUGAAAACAACGAGGAGAUUGAUUUGGAGGCUCUGGACGCAGCAACGGCUGAAGGCGGACCUCCCGGAAGUCCCGCUCAAAAGUUGAUGCGGGCUAUUGCGCCUGCCAAUGCAACUCAGGUCGAUACCAAAUGGCCGGCACCACCCCCCAAUGCCAGUGUCAACCUGUUCAUAGGUCGCGCGUUGUUGUCCAACGGAAAUGAUAAUUGGCCAUUGAAACCGAACGACAUUGUCAACUGGAUUCGAAAACACUAUCCGGCCGAAUGGGAUGGCGACGAGGGUCGUUGCUCUGCCCACCGAGUCCGGACCUAUCUCGCUCGUAAAGGAGCCGACAUGUAUUAUGAAAAACUGAACCAAGGCAGUAUCACUGGAUGGCGUAUACGACAGAACCACCUCUGGCGCUUUGAGAAUGGUGGAUUCAUGGGAAGAGGAAUGAAACAGGAGGAGGCGAUCGCCGCAGCGCAAAAGGAGCAUCAAGCCAUUGCUACGGCCGCGCACAAAGCUGCGGCCGCCGAGGCUUUGGCGGCUGGUCAUCCCGGCGUCAAGGUAUCCAUGUCUUCACCUGGAGUUCACGAUGGUGCACCUCCACCGAAACGAGUUCGACGCAACGUGGGUCAAGCUAGGAGACGAAAUGCUCCCCGCGCCAAAGAGGAAUUAUCGAUGGGCGACACGAGUAUCGAUAAUGGAGUAGGAAACGAUUCAUCUUUCUUCGACGGGCAGCACGACGAGUCUUUCAACUUUGUCGAGGCUUCCGGAUCAGGCGCUCAGCAGAACGAGCACGGUGAAGAGCAACGCGAUGACGCGAAUGACUCUUCGAUCGACCCUACACUCAUGACUGCAAGCCAAAACCAUGAUCAAAACGAAGUCGAUAUGGCCAUGGUUCAACAGGCUAUGCAGGCUGCUGCAGCUGCCAACGCUGGUCAAAUGGACGAAUUCGACGUGCAACUCCCUGCAGAAAUGAGGAUGCACGGCGAUGGCGGAGAUGGCAGCGGAUAUCAAGAGUAUCAAGGCGUUCAUCAUCCGUAUACGCCACAUGGACAGGAUCAAUGGGGACAGAGCCAAGUCUACGGCCAGACUGGAUACCACGAAGGGCAGUAGACGAAAGAAGCAGAGUGUCAAGAGUUGCACGGCUUGGCUUUCGAACAAGCACGCCUUUAGAGAAUGGAUACGCACAGUGGGAUGGGGACGGGACAGCUGGAGUGAUGGUGCAGGUGGUCCAUGUGAUUCUAGUGUCUGGUCAAUUCAUCCUCCCCCUCCCCCCUCUUUGGGCCAAUUGGUUGUACAUAAACUCCCUUGACCGUCCUCUUUGAUCCUUUCGACAUUCUCAAAAUUUUGCAUUCCGUCGCUUUGACAGGAUGGCAAGCGAGGAGAGCUCCUGUCAGGCGAGUAUAGCUUCAUAGCCAUGUAGACAUUCCAUGUAAUCAGUUGAAGAAGGUC